Fragaria vesca subsp. vesca is the source of this 1312-nucleotide messenger RNA. RefSeq lists its product as uncharacterized. The transcript has 13 exons. Gene Ontology annotation, molecular function: RNA binding. NCBI's taxonomy places the organism in Eukaryota, Viridiplantae, Streptophyta, Magnoliopsida, Rosales, Rosaceae. Gene Ontology annotation, cellular component: small-subunit processome; nucleolus. The record is from RefSeq and is a predicted model, not a curated record. Bases 69 to 1247 code for a protein of 392 amino acids.
UGGAGAAUAGCGAUUUCAGCAUCCUUGAGCAACCAAAAUCCAAUCACGAGGUUAGUGACCCUCUUCCGAUGGAGAACAACAUGUGUUUCCUUCUCUCCUCUAAAAACCGAGCCAAGUUGAAAGAAGCUUGGCCGAUGGUCGAAUCGUCCUUAGAACAACUCGGGUAUUUAUGCGCAAUGAGUAUGGUUGAUUCCACAAUCUCACUGGUAUUACCCUCGUCUACAGACCCAGAUAUCACGCGCAAGGCUGAUUAUCUUUUCAAACUUUUGUUAAAGACUCCUGUUCCAGCACCUCUGGCAAUAGAGUUGGCCCUCCAUGGCAGGCAACAUGAUUGCAUCAAGCUUGGUCCAAAGCGUGGGUUACGCAAAAAAUAUGGGAUGGACAUGGAGAAAUUUGAUAAACUGCGAAGAGGUCUCAAACGCUCUUUAAAGGAACUUGAAGAUCUGACCCACUGUACUCUUUUUCUAAACAAAAAUACUCUUACCGCUGUGGGUCCCUCUUCAAGAUUAGGCUGGGUCAGGAGGGUUUUGAAAGCCUGUAUAAGACGAAAGUUGAGUCCCCAUCAUGUUAUCAGUGCGUUCAUAUGUAAGUUUGAUCAAAAAAUUGCAAAUGCUCGGGAUCUUGAUGUCUCUAAUGUUGAGAAUAUUGGCCAUCUGGUGAACGAAGAUGGUGCAGCUGAAGUGACAUUGUCCUUUCUUGAAGUAGAAGCAACAAGGAUGGAAGGAAUUUUGUCAAUGGUGGAGUCAUCUUUAGAGAAGUAUGGCAUUUCUUGCACACUGAAUCUGAUUAACUGUACCGUGACUCUCUCAACAACUGAAGCAACCAAAGAGUACCCGGAUGCUUUUGAGAAGGCUAGGCAUCUUUUGCAACUUUUGACAACAUCCAAUGUCCCACCAUCUCUGGCUUUCGAUUUAGCACUGAAUGGCAAGCAGCAUGAAUUCAUCAAGAUGGGGUUUCAAGAGGGUGGGCUUUGCUCAAUGUAUGGAAUUAAGAAGGAACAAUAUCUUAAACGGCUGAAAUGGCUCACUCGCUCUCUUAAGGUGAUUAGAAAAUUGACGGCCUGUGGUAAUAUAUACUUUUCAGCUUUAGGAGACACUAUUACCUGUGUGGGUCCGUCUCUUGCGGGAUUAAGGACGUUCAGGAAGGUUGUGUUGGCCUGCAUUGUUGAAGAUCUGGAUCCUGCAUAUCUUAUAAGGAAAGAGUCAAAAAGGAAGCUGAAGGAGAGUAUUAAUUGUUUGCUUGCCUGAACAAAUGUGGGUGUUCUAGUUCUAUUCUAGUAGUGUUAUAUAUUAUCACUCCUUAGUCUUUGUAA